CGGAAAACCCAUUUUUUUGUUCUCCUCUCUCUCUCUCUCUCUCUCUCUCUUCUUCCUCCAUAUUCCAUACUCUGAUAAUUCUUCUCCUUUCCCGCGCUCGCGUCGGCGGUGUUUGAGGAGAGAAGAAGAGAAGGGAAGGAUGGGGAGAGGGAGGGUGCAGCUGAGGCGGAUCGAGAACAAGAUAAACCGGCAGGUGACGUUCUCGAAGCGCCGGUCGGGGCUCCUGAAGAAAGCCCACGAGAUCUCCGUCCUCUGCGACGCCGAGGUCGCCCUCAUCAUCUUCUCGACCAAGGGCAAGCUCUACGAGUACGCCACCGACUCCUGCAUGGAAAGGAUUCUUGAACGCUAUGAACGUUACACCUAUGCAGAAAAAGCACUAAUUUCAUCUGGACCCGAAUUGCAGGGUAACUGGUGCCAUGAAUUUGGCAAACUCAAAGCUAAGGUUGAGGCUUUACAAAAAAGCCAAAGGCAUCUCAUGGGUGAGCAACUUGAGCCCUUGAAUCUCAAAGAACUCCAGCAACUAGAGCAACAGCUUGAAAGUUCUUUAAAGCAUAUAAGAACCAGAAAGUGCCAACUCAUGUUUGAAUCCAUCUCUGAGCUUCAGAAAAAGGAAAAGUCACUGCAGGAGCAGAACAAGAUGCUGGAGAAGGAGCUCAUGGAGAAGCAGAAGGUGAAGGCACUAAACCAGCAGGCACCUUGGGAGCAGCAAGGCCCGCCGCAGACAAGCUCAUCAUCCCCAACCUCCUUCCUGAUCGGAGACUCUCUCCCCACCCUGAAUAUUGGGACAUACCAAUGUAGCGGAAAUGAACAUGGGGAGGAAGCAGCACAACCCCAGGUUCGUAUAGGAAACAGCCUGUUACCACCUUGGAUGCUUAGCCACUUGAACGGGUAGAAGCUACCGUUCCGCAGUCAACUUGAAUGGUUUAAACAUUUCACGAACUCUUUAGAUUAUACUGUAUUUGGAUGUUUGGAACACUCUCCAGCUACAAUUUAAAAUACAUGCCCAGAUAUCUCAGGGGAGUAUUGAGAUUAGGGGUUUCUCGUACGUUCCUAUCUGGAAGUAGAUGGGGCUGUGGGAACCUUAAGUGUGUAUAAUGUACUAGUCUACUAUAAUUUGCUCUUGUUUAUUUGGACUCAGGUGCUAGAGUGGAUACAACUAGCUUGUAAAAUGCUGUGCGAAAUUUUAUGUACAGGAGAUAAUGGUUGCACUGAGCAAAAAUCCUGCUAGUAAAAAUCCAGAUCCUAUUUUCUUUAUAUAA
Messenger RNA from Elaeis guineensis (African oil palm), 1259 nucleotides. RefSeq names its product MADS-box transcription factor 14 (gene SQUA1). Gene Ontology annotation, cellular component: nucleus. NCBI's taxonomy places the organism in Eukaryota, Viridiplantae, Streptophyta, Magnoliopsida, Arecales, Arecaceae. The record is from RefSeq and is marked provisional. Gene Ontology annotation, molecular function: RNA polymerase II transcription regulatory region sequence-specific DNA binding; protein dimerization activity; DNA-binding transcription factor activity. Gene Ontology annotation, biological process: positive regulation of transcription by RNA polymerase II.